Molecule: messenger RNA, 1479 nt
Organism: Fusarium vanettenii 77-13-4
Lineage: Eukaryota; Fungi; Ascomycota; Sordariomycetes; Hypocreales; Nectriaceae
Exons: 5
Coding region: 1-1479 (492 amino acids)
Molecular function (GO): aldehyde dehydrogenase (NAD+) activity
Source: RefSeq, a predicted model, not a curated record
AUGGCUCCAUCCCUCCAGAUCACCUUGCCCAAUGGGAUUGAGUAUUCUCAGCCAACAGGACUUCUCAUCGAUAAUGAGUUCAUGGCAGCAUCCGGAGACGCGUUCACAGUCAUCAAUCCCACGCGCGAAGACAUCGCCACUUUCACAGGGGCAUCCGGUAACGAUGUCAAUGCUGCUGUUGCUGCGGCUCGGCGGGCAUUUGAAGGUCCAUGGUCGGAACUCCCGGCCGCUGAACGCGGAAACCUCCUCAUGAAACUUGCAGGUCUCAUCGAUCGGGAUCGUGAGCUUCUUGCGAGCAUUGAUGCGAUGGAUAAUGGCAAGACGUUCUCUGCAGCUCUCAACAUAGACAUCGGUGCCUCUCACAACGUCUUCAAAUAUUAUGCCGGCGCAGCAGACAAACUCAGUGGGAGCACGGUUGAAACGCAUCCUUCCAAGUUUGCGUAUGUACUGCGCGAGCCUCUUGGCGUCUGCGGACAGAUUAUCCCAUGGAAUUUCCCCUUCAUGAUGUUGGCCUGGAAGGUCGCCCCUGCUCUUGCUUGUGGCAACACAAUCGUCCUGAAGCCCGCUGAACAGACGCCUCUCUCUGCACUGUAUUUUGGUAAGCUCGUUGUUGAAGCCGGCUUCCCUCCUGGAGUGGUGAACAUCGUGCCUGGUCUCGGAAGUGUCACUGGAGAGGCUCUCGCAGAACAUAUGGAUGUUGAUAAGAUCGCCUUUACGGGAAGUACUAUCACCGGAAGAGCCAUAAUGCGCUCUGCCGCAUCUAAUCUGAAGAACAUCACCCUCGAGUGUGGUGGGAAGAACCCCAGUAUCGUGUUUGACGAUGCAGACCUCGAUAACGCGGUGAAAUGGUGCCACAUGGGCAUCAUGGAUAAUCAAGGACAGACCUGCAUCUCGACCUCGAGGAUUUAUGUCCAAGAAGAAGUCUACGAUCGCUUCAUUGAGAAAUUUACAGAGGUCACUCGAAAGAAACACUUCCUUGGGGACCCCUUUGAUGCAAACACCUGGCAGGGACCGCAGAUCUCCAAGACGCAGUAUGAGAAGGUGUUAUCGUACAUUGAAGAGGGAAAGAAGAGCGGCGCCCGCCUCGUCUACGGCGGCGCUACACAUGGACAGAAGGGGUAUUUUAUUGAACCCACCAUUUUUGCUGAUACGACUGAGGAUAUGAAAAUUGUUCAAGAAGAGAUUUUCGGCCCUGUUGUCGCCAUCUCCAAGUUCAAGACUUUCGAUGAGGUGCUGGCCAAGGCGAACAACAGCUGCUACGGACUUUCUGCAGCAGUCUUUACGGAAAACAUCACCAAGGGGCACAAAAUGGCGAGAAGACUACAAGCUGGCAUGGUCUUCUUGAAUUCUUCGGGCGAUACACACUACGGGGUUCCCUUUGGAGGGUAUAAAUCCUCCGGCAUUGGCCGGGAGCUCGGGCAGUACGCCCUCGAUGCAUACACACAGACGAAGGCUGUGCAUGUGAAUCUGGGAGAUUGA